AUGUCUGCCCAAGACCGCGUCCAGCACUAUGUGUCCCAGCUCGACAAGGAGCUCUCCAAGUACCCUGCCCUCAACAACCUCGAGAAGCAGACCUCCGUCCCCAAGGUCUACGGUGUUAUCGGCCUUGCCAGUCUCUACUUCUUCUUCAUCAUCUUCAACCUCGGAGGACAGUUCCUGACCAACCUGGCCGGCUUCGUCGUCCCCGCAUACUACUCUCUCAGUGCCCUGUUCACUGUCAACAAGGCCGAUGACACCCAGUGGCUGACUUACUGGGUUGUGUUUGCCAUGUUCACUGUUGCCGAGAGCUUGAUCAACGUCGUCUACUGGUUCCCUUUCUACUACACCUUCAAGUUCAUCUUCUUGCUUUGGCUGUCUCUGCCCGUGUUCAGCGGCGCCCAACUCAUCUUCCGAUCUUUCCUCCAGCCUGCUCUCGGCCGCUACUUCACCGAGGCCGGCUCGACUGCUGCCAACCUCCGCGCCAAGGCCGACUCGCUCGGCAAGGACCAGUAA
Messenger RNA from Microdochium trichocladiopsis, 510 nucleotides. RefSeq names its product TB2/DP1, HVA22 family-domain-containing protein. The record is from RefSeq and is a predicted model, not a curated record. NCBI's taxonomy places the organism in Eukaryota, Fungi, Ascomycota, Sordariomycetes, Xylariales, Microdochiaceae. Bases 1 to 510 code for a protein of 169 amino acids. The transcript has 5 exons.